Molecule: messenger RNA, 4236 nt
Organism: Magallana angulata
Lineage: Eukaryota; Metazoa; Mollusca; Bivalvia; Ostreida; Ostreidae
Product: trafficking protein particle complex subunit 9-like
Exons: 23
Coding region: 74-3832 (1252 amino acids)
Cellular component (GO): trans-Golgi network
Source: RefSeq, a predicted model, not a curated record
GUGGUCGUGGGAGCUCGGUGGGAUAAAUUCAUUAUGACCGGUCUUGUACAAGAGAUUACAACCUGACUAAAGUAUGACGUGUGAUUUUGUGUCGGAGUACAAUCUUUUGAAAAAAUCAACAGCUGGUUAUAGUAACGACUGUCUUUACGAUGUAGCUGUACUAAAAUUACUUAUGGCACCUGUGCAGUCAAGCAACUUGGGUUAUAUGCAGCAAACGGAUAAGCCAAGAACUAUGAGUACAAUUGACUAUGGACAGACUGCCGAGGACCACCAGGGUUUAUUGGUCCUGGUCAAACACACAGGACAAGCAUUGUCACAGCAAAAAUUCAGAAAAGUAUGGGACCGGACUAAAAAGCUGAACUCGGUUAGCAUUCCAGGGCAAAACAGAAAUGCUUGGGUCAGAUACAAACAGCAUUAUCCAAAAGAAAAUAAUGAGUGGGGAGACUUUCAGGCUCACAGAAAGGUGUUGGGACUAAUUUCAGUUGGAGAGUGUAGAACUGUGGAGGAAUUCGAAGACUUAUUUGAUCAUUACAAAAAUGUGAAGGAGGAAUAUGCAUCUACACUGUUCAAUUCUCGUCUCAUUGUCUUUGGGAUGAAUAGAGAUGGAACACCUCUAGAGGAAGAAAUGGAUAACCCAGUUUUAUCCCUUCACUCCUCUCAGGAUAAAGCAGACAGCGAAGACAGUGGUGUCACAUCAGACAUAAGUCCAUCAGACAAUGUGGCAAUGCAUGAAAAGCCUUUGCUCAAGGAGACUAAAAGUGAUCCAUAUGGAUCUGUUUCAAAAAGCAGUUCAGAGGGGAAAAUCACUUUUGUUGGUAAGAAACCUCUGAAAAAACAAGAAAGCAGUCCAGUGCCUGUUUAUCAGUAUUCUCCCAUAUCGACACCACCUGGAACGCCCCCCUUACAGAGACCUCACAGCAACAGUCUUACCAAAGACAGCACUGGGGCAGAGGUCUUGUUCUUUCCCAGUAUCCAAGACUGUUCCGAUUUGGAGGAGAAGUUGAAGGAGUUUAUUGUGUCAUUAUUCUUUGUGUUGGAGGGUAAACGACUCGAUCGCUCUUUUGAACGCCAUGAUCGUAUUCAGCUUUUAUGUGCACCAUUUGAAAGAAAGGACUAUGUUGGAUUAGAUACUGACACAAAGUCUUUUAGAAAAAAGUGUCAAGGCAGACUACGCAAGCAUCUUGCUGAUCUUUGUUUACAGGCAGGUCUCCCCGGUGAAGCUAUUCUUCACUACGAAACUGCUAUUGACAUUCUACGCCCCGUCAAUGAUGCACUUUGGAUCGGAGCCUGUUAUGAAGGUCUUUCAUCAGCAGCUGUUGUCAUAAACUAUCCCAAGUCAGUCGCACUUUCUGGACUUCGUCGGAACUAUUUUUCACUGUCAUCAAAAAGAGGUUCAUCCAUGUUGAAUGAAGCUAAAUUAAGAACUGGUAGCUUGAACAACAAAACGAAUGGUAUGGAAAGUGCACCAGAGAAUUUGUCCAGGGUGGCUCCUGACCCUACAGACAUAAUGGACAAAUUCAGAGAGGCUUUGGGUCAUUACAGCAAGUUCAAAAGUGCAGCAGUUAUUGAAAUAGAGCUCAGUCUAAAAGCAUGCAGAGUCUUGACCAUGCAAGGGAAAUGCCUACAAGCUUCCACAUUUCUACAGAAUGUAAUUUACAUAAACUGCAAUAUUAGUGAGGAGGACAAGAUACUCAGAUACUGCACUCUCUCUGAGUUAUAUGCAGACAUUGGCUUCCAUCGGAAAGCAGCUUUUUUCAAACGGAUUGCUGCGAUGCAGUGCGUCUCAUCCCCCCAGGCCACACAACAGAACUGGAGUUGUUGCUACAGCCUACUUAUUCAGGCUCUAGACGGUUACAACAUUUCCCAUAAUUUGAUAGAGAGAUGUAAUGGUCCUCACUCCGGAUGGCCAGUCCUCCAAUCAAGGGUGCUAAAUGAACUCAUUUUUUCUGCUCGUAGAAUGGGUAAAAUACCUAUUGCAAUCAGACAUACUACGUUUAUGAUCCACUUUCUACAUCAAUUCAUGACUCUGAUGGAGAAGAGGGACAUAAGUCAGACUUUGGAGCAGUUAACCACACAGACAGAUGAUGGGAACUGUCAAUCACUUGCCCUGGACAAUGGCAUGAUCCUACCGCCCGUACCACUUACCACUAUACCAUAUGUGAAGUCUUUCAAGUUGAUUCGAAUGCGUCCACACUUAGAACCAGUCAAGUUAAAGAGGUAUGGAGAGUCCACCAACUCGGGACCUUUCAUCUUCACACCCCUGAAUCUGGGAAUGAGUAGAAAUGACAAAGACGAUGGGAAAAUGGAUUUUUGUCUGGUGGCUCGGGAUGUUUGUGAAGUGCAGUUACAAGUGUACAAUCCACUACCUGAUGAACUCAAAGUUACUCAGAUGGGUCUGAUAGUGGAAGGAGUGGAGUUAGAGCCUUACCCCUGUAACCCAUCUAUUCCAGCAGAGACCGGGCCCUAUCUAGUCAAGUUGUUAUGUCGGCCCAAGUCUGAGGGGGAGCUACACAUCAUAGGUUAUUUCACCAAAGUGAUGGGAGUCAAAAGUCAGUGUCGACUCAAAGAUCUCGACCAGUUGAACUUUGAUAAAAUCAAAGUGAGUGUUGUUCCUCCCCUGCCUCAGAUCAUGCUGACAACAUCACUGCCAAAGGCAGACAACUUUCUAUCAGGUGACAACAGUGAAUACGUUGUCACUAGUGGAACAACAGUCCUAUAUGCAGGACAGAGCAUGGAAUGUCUAGUCACAUUACAGAACACUAGUUUGCAGCCAGUGGAGCACGUGGAUGCAGAAGUCAUCUGUAAAAUAGAGGAAAAAGAUUAUUUAGGCCAGGUAUUCCAGUGGAGCAUGGAAAACAUUCAGUCACAACUUCCACUACAACCCAAUGGUAUUAUGUGCUUCACCCUGUGUAUUAAUGGAGUGUCAGACUUCUUGUCAGACAAUGUAGACCUGGAAACAGCCGACCAGUGUGUGGAGUGCCUGCUUCGUGUGGAGUACAGUGGAGGGGACGGAUUACAGGCCAGUCACUGUCGUCAGUGUGCUGUCAAUCUGUCAGUGGAUAUUUGUCCGUCUGUGAUAAUUCAAGUUUGGGAUGCACUCCCAGCUGAAAGAUGUGAUCAUUGUUACCUCAUCUUUGACCUGCUUAAUGCAUCAGGUCAUGACCUCUCAAUACAACAUUCCAACCAAGAAUCCGUAUCUAUCUUGCCAGGACACACUGAAAGAAUUGCUGUAGAAAUAGAACGCUGUGAUUUUCCCUCAUUACCUGACAUGACGUAUUUAAGGAAUCGAAUUAAACAAAGUAAAAAUACAAACCACUACAGCACCUAUUUGAACCAGUUUGUCGACAUACGAUGGAAAAUUCCAUCUUUAAAGGCCAGUGGAAAACUGUCCAUAGAUUAUAUUGAAUGGUCAGAAGAACAGCUUCGUCAAAUUCAGAUUUCCCCCAUUGAGUGGGAGGUUAAGCUGAAUGGUUCAUUUUUCCCCCAGAAAGGAGCUUUAGAAUGGUCUGUGUUGGACUGCCUUGAUGUGGUGGCAAGUGUUACAGUCAACACAGAAGAAUCCUGCAACAGAAGUGCCUUACUUUACAUAACUUGUCACCAAGAUGAUGAUGACUGUGAUAAUGUGUCAGUGCUGGGUGUCAACACUGCCUUCUUUGAAACAGUGAAACAGGGACAAUCUUUGCUCAUCAAUCCUGCUUUUUUAAUUCACUGUGGAGGAAUUUACACCAUAGACAUAAAAUGUGUGGUAAUAUCAUCUGAGGAAGUAGAGGAGACAUUUCAUUAUCAUCCAGUGAAACUCCAUGUAAUAGAGAUAGCGGAUUCAGCAUUUUAGUAUGCAGGCUUGUCUAAAAAUAAAAAAUCUUGUGCAGAUGAAGAUGUACCGGUAUUUAAAAAAUGCCUUCAAAACAAAACUAUUAACAACAGGUUAACGGGAUGGUUAACAAAAUAGCUUUAAUAAAAGCUUCAUAUUAAGUCUUCAGCAAACACUUUGUGCAUUGAAUAUUGAUCAUUCAUAUUAAUUUAGACUGAAUGAAAUAUUUUGUGAUUUAACAAUUGAUAUUAUCAUUCAUUUGCAUAUUUAGUUUGGUGCUUAAAUUUUUUUUUUUGAAUUUGUGAAUAUAUUUAUAAUAAAUGUAAAUUAUUGACUACUAUUUAAAGGCAUUUUAACUUCAGUUAAAUUUAUUUGUUGUUCAAAAAUAUUAUUUUUAUAUCUAUCAAUUAAAUCAUAAUGCAGAG